AUGACUGCCCUGGCCACCUGGCGCCUGCAGCGGCGCCUUCUCAAGGGGCUCAUCGAGUACGACGACGGCGCGCGUGUAGCGGCUCGUGUAGAAGAAGGCGAUGAUAAGGAAGAAGAAAAUGACAAGGUGUGGCACGGGAGCACGGGCGAGGGCGGCUACGAGGUGUUCUUCGUGCGAGUGCCCUACGUGAGCGCCGAGGAGCUCAACCAGCUCUUCGCCGGGUCGGACCGCCGCUGUCGCUUCCAGUGGGAGUGGCUCGACAGCCUCAUGGAGGACCACCCUAAUCUGACGCUGCCCCUCCACCCCCGACUCGAGGCCAUCCACGACCUGCCCGCCAUCUGGUCCGCCAUCGCCGACAAAUACCAGCUCGAUUGA
Molecule: messenger RNA, 375 nt
Organism: Acanthamoeba castellanii str. Neff
Lineage: Eukaryota; Discosea; Longamoebia; Acanthamoebidae
Exons: 1
Coding region: 1-375 (124 amino acids)
Source: RefSeq, a predicted model, not a curated record